Molecule: messenger RNA, 4884 nt
Organism: Corvus hawaiiensis (hawaiian crow)
Lineage: Eukaryota; Metazoa; Chordata; Aves; Passeriformes; Corvidae
Gene: BEAN1
Product: brain expressed associated with NEDD4 1
Source: RefSeq, a predicted model, not a curated record
GCCCCCGGGGAGCCGCGGCGGGGGCGGAUGGAGACAGCGGGCACGGCGGCGGGCUGGGUUAUUUUCUUCCAUCUUCCUCUCAUCUCUGGAAGCUCCAUCAGUAUUGGAAUAGGCAGCAAUUAUUCCAAUCUCCCAGCUGCCUCGAACCAGAGCAGCGCCUCCAGCGCCUUCCCCAGCCCCGCCGAGCCCGGCAGCGACACCAACCUGCUGGUGUCCCCGCUGCUGGUGGCAGGGGUGGUCAUCGGGCUGGUGCUCUUCCUGUCCUGUGCCACCAUCGUGGUGGGCAGCCUGCGCAAGGACGGGAGGUUCGGACACCCACACCUCGGCAGGGAGGCUGCGGAUGCUCCAGAUGGCUUCUCUCAUGGCGGCUCCUCUGCAGAGCUGAGAUCCACCUGCACAGAGGAGUUUCCCCCAGCCUGUGAUUUUGGUUCCUAUCUGGAUAUACUUUCUCAGGUGAACAUCAUGUAUCCUGAUCCACCUCCAUGCUAUGACAAAUGUGUGGGGCCAGGAGCAACACAAAUAUAUAUUCCCACAGAUGAUCCCCCCCCAUAUUCCCUUAUGGACCCUUGCCAAAGAAAUGAAAUAUCUAUAAAUAUCUAUAUCAGCCAGGAAGAGGAAGCAGCAUCUGGGACUACAGGAUGGGCUACAAAUUAUGCAGUGAGGCUGCAGGACUUGCAGCAGCCCAGCUCAGCCAUCUCGGUCUCUCCCAGUGCGGAGGCUGCUCCCCUGCCCGGGACAGCGGCGUGUGAGCACAGCAGCCCCAGCACACCUGCUCCAGCAGAAAUAUGGAACAUUCUCCCACUGGCCAUCAGACCCCAAAUCAUGGGAAUGAAAGUGGCUCUUUCCUUCAAUUCUUCUAAAGAACUCAGACCAAUGGAAGAAUAAAACCCUCUGGAAGUUUUACCAAUUUUAUAUCUUUAAACAGGGAUACAAUGGGAUUUUUUUACAGUGAAUUUUGCAAGUUUACCUAAACUUCCCUGUUUGUGCUUCAAGGUGUUCCAUGGCAUCACACAGCAUAAAAGAGCAGCAGAGACAAGGAGUGCAUCUGACCUUUUUGAAGCAUUGCAAAACCCAUUGAAAUCAGCCACUCAUAAUGAAGAUCAGUGUUAUCCAGUCAAGCCUACUUGUUGAUUUUAUGAUACUUUGCAUGUUUUAGAGCAGAAGGAAAAAGAAGAGCAUUUUGUUGUCAUUGUAGGUGCCACUAGUACAUCUCGUUCAGUGUCUUGACAACAAAGCAUUUUUAAAUAAUUCUUUGUCUAACUAUGUGUUUCAGUAGGCAAAGCACUGCCUAAGAAAAGAUUAUUAUCAGUAUCAUGUAGAAGCAAAAGAAAAAAGAAUAAUAUUUUAAUAUUCACAUUAUUCCUUUGGUACCAGGCUUUCCAGGCCAUUGCAAAGCCUGCUGCAAGUCUCCCUCAAGAGAAACCACCCACAAGUGGUGAAGAGAUGGCAGUGGGUCCCCAAACUCCAGCUGGCUUUACCAGCAGGAGCUGCAGCACAGCUGUGCAGGCUGGAGCUGCAUGUCGUUCAUGGGCCUUGCUGUAGCCAAGGGAAGGGCACAGGAGUACCAGGGGAUGCUUCAAGCCAGUUCCCACACACAGCUGCAUUUCCAGGCAUAAACCAGUCCCUCCUUCCAUAAGGAGCCUGUGUGUUACAGUGUGACCACAGUGACCUCUGGGAACUAUGUGAGUGUGGUGCAAACAAGAGAUGCUGGGCUAGGCACAGUAACAGAACCUCAGUUCUGAACCCCGGAGCGUGCCCAGCUUUGAGAGAUGGAAGAGGAAAAGGAACCCAACGAGUGAGCCCAGGACACUCAGAUGGGAGUCUGUGGGUUCCCAGCUGGUGUGCCAGGGCAGUGGGUGCAGGGGCUGGGAGUUCAGCACAGGCACAGCAGGGUCAGGGCACAGCAGCACUUUGUUCCCAGGGAUGGCUGGGGCUGCACUCACUGCUCCCACUGAGCCUCCCCUGCCCCAGCCCAGCCCAAGGGGACCGAGUGUGGCACAGAGGGGGCUCCCAGAACGGGCACUGGCUCUGGGGUGGGCAGGGCAGCAGGGACCCAGACACACAUGGGCACCCCUUGCUCCUUCUCCCCUCCCGGGAGCCACUGGCCAAGCCCCAGGCACCUGCUGGGCACAGCUCCCAGGGCUGGAUACACGUUUAAAAGACAGCGCAUCCCCUGAGGCUGGGCCUGUUCACCCUGAGCUGGGGAAGAUCCAGGUGUGGGACAGGAAGAUCUGCUUCCCCCACUUCCUUUUUAUGGCCCAGAAAAAAAAAAAAAAAGUUGCAAGAUUCAGGCUGGAGGCCAGCCCUGAAAUCCAGCAGUAGGCGGCCAAGGAGGUUUCAUCUGUUGCCUUGAACAAAACAAAGUUUGGAUCCUACUGUUCACUUCUACCUGGAAAGUUCCAUUCCUCAUCUGAAAUAGUCCCAUUCCUCAUCUGAAAGCUUCUGUGUGUCUGGCUGAGGACACACAACCCACAGGAGAGCAAGGAGAGCUCAGCCCUGAGCUUUCCUUGGGACAGUACUCUUGGAAAACUUCUUUGCUGUCUUGUUUUGAAGCAUGUUGCUGCAAGAAAGUCGAGCUCUUAGUUUGCACUCUACAUUUUUAAGUCGUUUUUAAGUUCUGCGUCUAAUGGAAAACCCCUGGGUAAGUCUGGGUGCUAGCAGGAAGCAGAAGUGACUGUCAGCACAUCAACACACAGGGAUGGAGCUCCAGCCAGUCCUUGGGGCAUUCACAAAGCCUGGGCUCCCUCUGGGACCAGGGACAGGAGCCAAGGAGCUGUGUCAGGGCACCAGAGUUAUCACAGGCUCAUCUCCAGGAAAUCUCUUAGAAGCAUUUUCACUAAAAUACAAAAAAAAAAGUUUUUUACACUGAGAAAAUGUCGUUUUCUAUCCCCACUAAAGGACAUAUAAAGCUGGGUAUAGUAAAUAUAUAAUGGUGUUUAAAAGGAAGCAUCAUGCAAAUUAUUAAAAUUGCACUUGGAUUUUCUGUAAAUACUGAAUAAUUUUCAACUGUAAUCAUCAUUCAACACUCCAAAGAUUGACACAAUUAUAAUUAAUACUUAGAUGGGAAGUAAUUACAUGGUUCUUACUGCUAUAUAAAUUGUACCAUUACUGAGUCAUAUGCACAUGAUGAGAUAUAAGGUAAGCAUGCAUUUUUUGCUAAGUAGAUGACAGUAAAUAUGUAUUUUGCUAAAAUGAAAGAAUUCUUUUGCAGUUCAGCAAGAUUUUCAAUAUUCUCAGUAUACUAUACCCAAAAGAACUAAAUUCACUAUUUAGCAUUGCAAAACUGCUGGCAGGCAUUGCUGGAAGGUAGGCUCUAUUUCACACUUGUGUCUUUAACAGAGAGAACUGCUCCUCUCCAUAAAGGAUUAGUUUAAACAGUUUUGUAUGUGCAAAGUACCCUGAAAUAAGAGAAACAAAACUCUCCAGCACCUAUGAGGGGCCAGAGAUGCAAAGCAGCAGAGAAAUGCCCCAGUCGGAUUUGUUGGCAGGAGAAUCAGUAGAGAGAGAAAGUACAGGGGUGCUUUGUGCAGAAUCGGAUUUGCUUUCACGGCUGCACCUGCCUGCAGCUCCUGCAGACCUGCCUGGAACAGGGAAAGGCACCAGGACCGGCUUCCUUUAGGCUGCUGCUGCAGGGGGAGCUGCAGGGGAAAUCUAAUGAACCCAAAUCAGAAGGGAAAUGGGAUUUUUUUUUCCGGAAAGUGAGGCUCUUCCAAGUAACAUGACCAAGCCAAAGGCUUUUCUGAAGACAGGCACAGAGGGCUUUUCACAUGUGGCAGACAAGUCCCUGCUCCAUUACUGAUGCUCAGUUUCUGUGCACGGUGGGAAACCCUUUCGACGUGUUUGGCUUUUAACCUUUUUAACAGGGACUUCCUGUUUCAUCAACUCUGUAUCUGUGGUUUACAAAACAAGCUGACGUUAAGUAGACUUCUGAAGAAAAUGGGAGAUUUGCAUUUCACCUCAUGUUAGCAAUGCAUUGGUAAGAUUAUAGAAAACAAAUCAAAGUCUUUCUUCCUUCCUUCGGUAUCAGUUAAGUGUCCCUGGCACUGUGAUCUGGGUUUGGCAGCAUUUCUUACACACAUCUGUCUGCUCCCUCUUGUGGCAUGGACAACUCCACAAAAUCCUGUCGUCCUGUUAUCACAGAAUAAUCCAAAUAAUCCCAGUUGCUCUGUCACACGGAUGUGGGAGCCAACCAAAAUAUGUAUGUCCACACUGUAGCAUUUUUCUAAGUUACCACUGAAUACCUGGGUUAUGUCAUCCAUUACAAACAUAUAUAACUAAAAAACGAACUGUGAAUUAAAGGCAGAGUGUGCUGCCUUCUGUAACAUCUUACCACGAUCACUUGCAGGAGUGUUUUAGCAUUUUCUACUCUUGUUAAUCUUUUUAACUGAGUGAUACCCAACAAAGCUGGGGGGGCAGGGGGUGGGAAAGCCUAUAAAUCCAACCCAAACAGGUAGCACUAGAAAGAAAAAAUUUAGCUGUAAAACACUACAGAGAGGUUUGCAGCUGUGGAGCUGCUCCAACAGCUUCCAAUGCUACUACUGCAAGUGUGGAAAUUUCAGUGCGAUAAGAACAUGCUUUCAUUUCUUGAAAAUAUUGCAGAUCUUGGAUAAAUCUCAGCAAAGUUGGCAGAGUUACGUUGCUCUUGAGAAAUUCAUGUCCAGCUAUCAGAUAUUAUCCUAAACCCUUGCAUAAUUCUAAUACCAGUGCUAAAACCCAGGCUUAACACAGGCCUUUCCUUUAUUGCAUGAGUAAAAUCAGAAAGAAAACGGGACAUGCUGUUUCUUGCUACAUGAUAACUACCCUGUAUUUCUGUAGUCAGCUUUUCUGCUUCAAUUUUUAGUAUACUGAUCUUAUACAGAACUUUUAGUAAAGAACAUACACAUA